GGGAGAAGGAACUUGGCUUGUUUGGUCUUGGUGGCAGAGCUCUGAAAAGAUGCAGCUCUCUCUGGGAACCAUGCUCCCCUCCCUUUGGGAAAGAAUCCCCCUGCAGACUCUGCUUAUCCUCUCUGCCAUCCUCCUGAUUCUGACACAGUAUCUGCAGAGAAGGAGGCAGUAUCGCAACUACCCCCCUGGCCCUCCUGAGCUGCCAAUAUUGGGCAACUUCUUCCAGAUGGACUUGAAAAAUCCCCAAAUUGCCAUGCAAAAGCUUGCCAGAAAAUACGGAAAUGUUUUCUGCACGUAUGGUGGCAAUCUUACCUUCAUGACAGUAAGUGGAUUGCCACUGAUCAAGGAGGUCCUGGUCAACCAAGACCAGGUGUUUAUUGAUCGUCCCCAAAUUCCUAUCCACUUCCGUGUCUUUAAAACAUUUGGCUUAGUAAUGUCUAAUGGCCAAGAGUGGAGACAGCAAAGAAGAUUUGCCUUAAUGACAUUAAGGAACUUUGGUUUGGGAAAGAAAAACCUGGAAGAUCGCAUCCGGGAGGAGGCCAGGUAUCUCAUUGAGGCUAUCAGAGAAGAAGAAGGACAGCCCUUUGACCCCCACUUUCAGAUCAACAAUGCUGUUUCCAAUAUCAUCUGCUCCAUAACUUUUGGGCAUCGCUUUGAGUACCAUGAUUCUCAGUUUCAGGAGCUUCUGAAGAGUUUGGAUGAUGUCACAGUGCUUGAAACCAGAUGGGAGUGCCAGCUCUUCAAUGUAUUUCCUUGGAUAAUGAAAUUCCUACCAGGACCUCACCAGAAAUUCUUUAGAGAAUGGAAGAAGCUAGAGUCAUUUGUAAAAUGUGUGAUCAAACAACAUAAGGAAGACCUGAACCCAGAGGAGACCUUGGACUUCAUUGAUGCUUACCUGAAGGAGCUGUCCAAGGACAACAUCCAUUCUAGUUUUAAUGAAGAAAACUUGGUCUUCUGCACCCUGGACCUCUUCUUAGCUGGAACAGAGACAACUUCAACCACUCUGAGGUGGGCACUGCUGUAUAUGGCCCUUUAUCCAGAGAUCCAAGGCAAAAUACAAGCUGAGAUUGACUGGGUGGUUGGCCAGUCAAGGCAGCCCACCAUGGCUGAUAAGGAGAAUAUGCCCUACACUAAUGCAGCCAUUCAUGAAGUUCAGAGAAUGGGUAAUGUUAUUCCUUUCAAUGUGCCCAGGGUGGCUACAGUUGAUACCACAGUGGCAGGAUACUACGUGCCAAAGGGUACCAUACUGAUGACCAACUUGACUGGCUUGCACAGGGACCCCAAGGAGUGGGCUACCCCAGAAACCUUCAACCCGGAACAUUUUCUAGAGAACGGUCAAUUUAAGAAGAGAGAAUCCUUUCUGCCUUUCUCAAUGGGAAAGAGGGUGUGCCUGGGAGAACUGCUGGCUCGGACUGAGCUCUUCCUUUUCUUCACUUGCCUGCUCCAGAAAUUCACGUUCCAGGCUCCCCCAAACACCCAGCUGAGCCAGGACUUCAGAUAUGGCUUAACCCUCUCUCCCGUCUCCUACAAAAUCUGUGCCCUUCCUCGAGCGAUGUAGGCCAAACUAGGCCUGUAGGAUGGUCUUCCAAGGGGGAGGGGAAAGGACCUGGAGCCAUCCUCAUCCUCCGAGGUUACCUUUUGCUGUUUGGGUGGGGAAAGGGAAAGAAAUCAAGAAGAGAAGAAAAGAGAGAGACAAAGGGAGGGUAUCUGUGGCCCAAUUUGAAACUUCCUGCUCACAAGGAGAGACAUUAAUGCCAUCAAAAGGAAAGUAGAAAGAGUCCUUACUAGAUUUGGAAUCCAAGGACCUGAGUUCAAAUCCCAGCCCUGCUAAUUACUAGCUGGGUGACCUUGAGCUAGUCACUUGAACUUCUGCCUCCGUUUCCACAUCUAAAAUGAGGAAGAGGAAGGUCUUUAAGGUCCCCUCCAAUUCUAAAUCUAAAACCUUGUAUUGCUAUGAACAGAGAAUCAAUGCUUUUCCUCCCCUGCUUUAGGGCCAGAGGGUUUGUUUUUGUUUAGUUAUUUGUAUCUGUCCUGCUCUUAUAAAUCAUACAGUGGGUGUGAUUUUAGGAGAGGCUUUAGAGAGUUUACAUGGGUUACGGGAGGCAUUAACAGGUUAAAGAGGGUGAUCCUUAGAGAUCCUUAGAGAUUGUAAGCUCCUUGUGCGCAGAGACGGUUUUCUUUGUUUCUGGAUCUACAGCAUCCAGCCCAGUGCCGGCAUGGAGAAAGAACCCAAUAAAUAUCAGGAUUGUUUCAUCUCUAAACCAUUCACUUUCAUAUGCAUUAUUUCCUUUGACUUUCACAGUGUGAAAUCUUAAUCUGACAGCUGAUGAGCUGGAUUCCUCAAUCCUAAUAAAAGUCUUAUCAUAGGUGAUAAAUCAUAAUCACUCCACUAUUAAUUAGAGUCACUAACAUAAUCAUAUAUGAACAUAUAAUUAAUUAUUAUAGGAGCUAGGUAUUCCCACACAUUGAGCAUUGCUAAUCUGUUAAAGUUCCAUAUUCCUGUAAAGGUUCCUUCUUCUUUUCAGAGAUCCUUACACAAGGUAGCUUUCCAUGUGGAUAAUGGAAACUUUUGUAAUACCCCAGCCAAUCAGAAAGUGCAAAUGCCCAUGUGAAUCAAUGUGAUCAAUGUUCCUCAUUUAUUGUUUAUGCUCCCUUUUCUAUUCUUCCUCCAUUAUACCUGUAAAAAUGCUCUGUGGGUUCACAAUGAUGUCCUUGUACCAAAUGAGGUGGUCUCAGACCCAUUUUAUUGGCAAAUUGCAACACAUUGCUAAUAAAGCAAUUGUGCUUGGACUUCAUUUGCUUCCAUUUCUCUUAUUUGCAGAUUCUAAUCAUGGCAACAACAACCCUCUAUAGUGAGUUGGGGUAGCCCCAGUUUACAGAAGGGGAAAUGAAAAAGAGUUUACUAAAUCAAAGCCUAAAAAUUAAAAAAAAAAAAAACACAUUCCCCAAGAAAAGGGAUGGUCAUAACCAUCUCUGCCAGUCUUUAGAGGCAGAACCAACAAUUCAAGUCCAAAGUGACUUCAUAUUUCUCUGAAUAUCUUUUCAAUUCAUUUCAUUUAGGUUCAGUGAAUUGAGUUCAAUCCUAGAAGCGUUAAGCACCUACUAUGUACCAGAUACUACGAGAGCUGCUGGGACUAGAGCAUCAAAAUCAGAAAUGAAAAAUGGUCCAUAGUGUUGGUUGUUUGUAUCACUCUCUAGGCAGUAGCCUACAAAGUGAAGUCUGUGUCUCCUAAGGGCUUCCCAAUAUCAUCAUUUGGGACACAGAAAGUAGAUAUUGGGACUUUCAUCUAGCUUUAUUUUUACUUAAAUUUUAAAAAGGAGGUAAGUUUUCCAAUAUUUAAUAUGAGUUGAUCCUGAGAGGUAACCUCCUCCCUUGGUAAACAAGUCAUGCUUAAGGAGGAGCUGGCAUCACACAAUACAGAGGGUGUUGAUAGUCAAGCUAUCACAGGUUCAUUUUCUUUAGGUAUUAUUCAUUUUCUCUACAAGUCAAACAUUUAUUGGGCACCUACUAUGUGCAUUAGCACCUACUACUGUGCUAAGUGCUAUCAAAAAUUCCCCUGAACUUGUCUUUUUGAGUUGCCAUAUUUUCCAGUAACGCUGGACUCAGAGCAUACAGGAGACCCUGAACAUGACAAAGAUGAAGCCCCCUUGGAGUCAAAGAGUUUAUUGUACCCAAAUACAUGCAU
Vombatus ursinus (common wombat) is the source of this 3686-nucleotide messenger RNA. RefSeq names its product cytochrome P450 2J2-like. Gene Ontology annotation, biological process: xenobiotic metabolic process. Gene Ontology annotation, molecular function: heme binding; iron ion binding; oxidoreductase activity, acting on paired donors, with incorporation or reduction of molecular oxygen, reduced flavin or flavoprotein as one donor, and incorporation of one atom of oxygen. The record is from RefSeq and is a predicted model, not a curated record. NCBI's taxonomy places the organism in Eukaryota, Metazoa, Chordata, Mammalia, Diprotodontia, Vombatidae. Gene Ontology annotation, cellular component: intracellular membrane-bounded organelle; cytoplasm. The transcript has 9 exons. Bases 50 to 1558 code for a protein of 502 amino acids.